AUCUUAAUGAUGGAGGUGGAUAUUACCCAAAAUUCUAAUGAAAAGUUGCAAGAAUGUGAAAAACUUGCUAAAGAAGGUAAAUUAAAUGAAGCUUUAGAAAUUCUGUAUGUUAUUGAAAAACAUGCUAGGACGGCUUGUGAUGCCCCUGCAACAGCUCGUAUAUUAGUUUCUAUAAUUAGACUUUGCUUCCAGGCAGCGGAAUGGGAUAUGCUGAACGAAAACAUCGUCUUGUUAACCAAAAGACGAAGUCAGUUGAAACAGGCUGUUGCUAAAAUGGUUCAAGAAGCCUUCACCUUCGUCGAUCAAACGCCCGCUGGGGCAAUUAAAUUAAAAUUAAUUGAGGUUUUGAGACAAGUAACGGAUGGGAAGAUCUACGUUGAAGUUGAAAGAGCAAGACUGACUAGAAUACUAUCUGAGAUGAAGGAAAAGGAAGGAAAUAUCGAUGAAGCAGCUCGAUUAUUACAGGAAUUGCAAGUUGAAACAUACGGCUCUAUGGACAAGCGUGAAAAAGUGGAAUUUAUUUUAGAACAGAUGCGUCUUUGCCUUGCCAGGAAGGAUUACAUUCGUGCGCAAAUCAUCAGCAAAAAAAUCAGCCCUAAAUUUUUCUCAAAUGACGAGGCACAAGAUUUAAAGUUGAAGUUUUACGAAUUGAGUAUAAGCCUUGCUGAAGCUGAUUCCGCUUAUAUUAAAGUAUGCCAGUACUAUUCAGAAAUUUAUAAUACGCCGAUAAUUAGGGAAUCUGAAAACAAGUGGAAAGAGGCCUUACAAAAGAUGGUAAUAUAUGGUAUAUUGACUCCCUCGAGUCACGACCAGAAGCAAAUGAUACUUCGCAUCAGUCAAGAUAAAAAUCUAGAAAAGAUUUUGAAAUAUAAAGAGUUACUGGACUGUUUCAUUAGUCAAGAAAUCGUACUUUGGAAUUCCAUUACAACGAGGUUUCAAGAAGUAAUUUUAAAAGGCUGCGAAGAAUCGCCUAACACGAAUCUCUUUGAGACUGAUACAGAUGAUGGUCGAAAGCGAUGGGCGAGUCUUAAAGAGAGAGUAGUGGAACAUAAUAUAAUCGUGAUAGCAAGUUACUAUACUUCAAUCAAACUGGGUCGACUAGCUGAACUAUUACAUUUAACGGUUGCGGAAACAGAAACAUUUAUAUCAAAUCUGGUCAUUUCAAGAACUAUAUUUGCCAGAAUUGACAGACCUGCUGGCAUUGUAAAUUUUAUUAAGAUUUGCGAGCCAGAUCUGAAGCUGAAUGAAUGGUCUACGAAAACACGUAACCUAAUGGGUUUAAUAAAUAAAACGACCUACAUGAUUAACAGGGAAGAAAUGCUUAAGGCGAAGGGUAAUAACCUCAUCCUAACAGAUUAAACUCCUAUCUGAAACGACAUUUUUAUCAUUAAUUCCUGUUUAUGAUAUCAUAGUGUAUAGUUAUAGAAUUGAAGUUUAUUCUUGAGUUCAUUAACACAUAUCUAUGUUUUAUACGCGCUUUACGCAAUUGUUAAUCCUAGAAGUAGCAGCUCAGAGCUAACAAUCAACUGUUACAUGAUAGCUCUGAGGUAGUUAUUCUCUUUUCAGAACGAUACAACAGGACUUAAGUAUAAUUUAUGGGUUUUGUUACAGUAUGGUAUAUAGUUGACUGAUCUAGCGCUAAUUGUUCACAGUAGGGUAGUGUGUUCUAGGACAGGUAAUAAAAUGC
This is a messenger RNA of Trichoplax adhaerens, 1687 nucleotides long. RefSeq lists its product as uncharacterized. Bases 7 to 1359 code for a protein of 450 amino acids. The record is from RefSeq and is a predicted model, not a curated record. Gene Ontology annotation, cellular component: nuclear proteasome complex; proteasome regulatory particle, lid subcomplex; cytoplasm. NCBI's taxonomy places the organism in Eukaryota, Metazoa, Placozoa, Uniplacotomia, Trichoplacea, Trichoplacidae. The transcript has 10 exons.